This is a messenger RNA of Carlito syrichta (Philippine tarsier), 322 nucleotides long. Its product is annotated as beta-defensin 103-like. The record is from RefSeq and is a predicted model, not a curated record. The transcript has 2 exons. Gene Ontology annotation, molecular function: chemoattractant activity; CCR6 chemokine receptor binding. The coding region runs from base 48 to 266 and encodes 72 amino acids. Gene Ontology annotation, biological process: defense response to bacterium; cell chemotaxis. Gene Ontology annotation, cellular component: extracellular region. NCBI's taxonomy places the organism in Eukaryota, Metazoa, Chordata, Mammalia, Primates, Tarsiidae.
GGCUUGUGUUUCCAUCCAGUCUCAGCCUGUGGUGAAGCUGGUCAGCCAUGAGGAUCUAUUAUCUCCUGUUUGCGCUGUUCUUCUUGUUUGUGAUGCCUGUUCCAGGUACUGGAUGGAUCAUAAGAUCCAUACAAAGAUAUUUUUGCCAAACAAGAGGCGGCCGGUGCGCCAUAUUUAGCUGCCUUCCCAGGGAGGAACAGAUUGGCCACUGCUCAAUAAGAGGCCAAAAAUGUUGCCGAAGAAUUUUUAAAAAUCCGAAAACAUGAUGAGAAUGCUGUAAAGUGCGAAAAUGUUUUCUUGAAGUUUAUACAUGUAAAAUCAA